UUCCCCCUCCUUCUUUCUUCAGUCCUGACGAAGGGUUCCGGCCCGAAACGUCGACUCCUCGUUUCCACUGAUGCUGCCCGACCUGCUGAGUUCCUCCAGCGUGCUGUUGAAAGGAAUGGAGCAAGUUCUAUUCUACUGGUGUUCCUUGCCAACACCAUGAACUGACCUGAUGGAUUUAAAUGAAGGAUCCAAAGAUUCUGGAUCAUCCUUUCAUCAGCUGCCAGCCAAAAGCAAAGAACAAAGGGAGCGAAUGGAUGUUGAAGAUCCACAAACUGAGGCGAACGGAAACUACGAGCAAGGAGUAACCACUGAACUAGAGAAUACCAAGGACCUGGGUGGCAGUGGCGAUUUGCUGAUAAAGGCAGACUCUGAUGCUCGUAAAAGCAAAAUCAGGUCGGAGGAUGGCAAGCGGACGUAUGCUGAUUACCCUCCAGCCAAAAGAUUGAAAAUUGAUACUUUUGAAGAAUCUCAGGGUAGCAGAAACACUAUGGUUUCAGAGGCUGUAGCUCUGCCAUCUGACUUAAAGCCACCUCUGACGCAUACAGGGGAGGAGCAAAAUGAAGCAAAGGGAACUGCUGAAGGCUGCCAGAAUCAAGCCAGGAAGAUCAUAGCUGGAGUAGCUCUAACAUGCCCUUCUUGCAACUUUCUGGGGAAAAAUAAAAUUGCACUAAAAAUUCACACAAAGCAAUGUCACUUCAAUGACAACGAUCUCAUCUGUGCCAUCUGUAACGUUACAAGCCCAUCAGAGGAGAGUCACAGAAAGCACCUUUCUUCUGUUCUCCAUAAAAAGCGAACAAAAAGCACAAGGGAAAGUACAGGGACAAAGGAGGGAUUUAACUGUCGGCUCUGUGGCCAGCUAAUGCCUUCACGUUAUGACUUGGACAAGCACAUUAAAGAGAAUCAUUCCAGAAGGUCCAAAGCCCAUGUUUGCCCUCAUUGCAAAUUCAAGGCAGCAAGUGGAGCAUCUUUGCAGGCGCAUCUCAAACGCAAGCAUGUGCAAAAAGAAAGUUUGGGUUGUGAUCUCUGUGGUUUCCGAUGUUAUGAUGAAAACCUGCUGAAAGCCCACUGCCGUGGGAAGACUCACCUCCGCCGUAAGAAUCUUGCUGCACGAGGUGGAUACAUACAUUUGCUCUCCAAAAAGAGGCUUCCUGUUGAAAAUAGUGCCAAAGGCAAAGUAGAGAGAGCAAAAUGUAUCAGCAAUGAUGGCCCAAGUUUGCGCAAAAAAACCGAAAAUUUGGGGAGAGCAAAGAAUAAGAGUACUGCUCAAAAGAAUAAUAGAAGUGCGAAGUGUGUAGAGAGUCCAGAUAGUGAUCACUGUGAAGAAGCUCCAUUGAGUAAGGCCGAUGAAGCUGAUAGCCAUGCCAGAAAAACAUCUCCCCAAAGAACUUCAAGAAGAGUAAAAGAGCCGUCUGAUUUGCUCCAAGAAUGGGUUGGCAAACAAAGAUUAAAGUGCUCUGAUGAAGAUCAUAUCAGUGGCUUGAGACCACAGAGCACGCGCUGCAUAGGCAAGGUUGAACGCAUUCAGCAGAUGAGAAAUAAGGUGGGGAAACAGAGGGCUUCUCGAAACCUAAGGGAAAGCCUUUUGAAGGUGGAUAAUAGACGAGGUAGAGGGCGUCCUCCUGGCAGGAAGAAUGUUAUUCCUGACAUCCAGCAUGGUAGAGCGAAACUUGCUGGAAAGAAGAAUCAACGUGUAAGAUCAAAACACAAAAUUGCCAGAGCAACAGAUCAACUUGACAGCAAUCCUGAGAAUCAAGGUGAAGUUGGUGAUGCAGACUCAUUAACUGGGACUGAGGCAAACUUAGAAAAUGAGAAGUCUUCCAAAAAAAGUUGCCCAAGUCGAAAUGAAAAAGCUGAAACAGCCACACCGGUGGCUCUUAAAGAACCACCACUAGUUAAGAACAGUAAUGGGAACAUGUCUCGGGUUCAAAACCUUGUGUCCCCAUCUAACAUCCAAGCAGAUAACAAAACUCCCAACCUUGAGAAUCCUGAAUCGAAGCUAAGCCCAGCCGAUCGCAAAGCCCUCCGCACUUGCUCCUACUGUGACCAUGUGUUUCAGAACAGAAAGGGGUUGGAGGUUCACAUAAAGAGACGCCACACAAAAGAAAUGGACUUCCACUGUCAGCCAUGCGGCUACGCUUGUGUCACUAAGGGUGAUUUUGAAAAACAUUGUCAAAGCAACAGGCAUCAGUUGAACUUCUCCCAGAUCGACUGUCGACUCUGUGCAUUUGUAACCUUAAGUGAAGGGGCUCUGAAAGAGCACAUGAGCCAAGAGCACAAAAUAGCCUUUUACUGUUCUGCGUGCAGAGUACACUUUGCAUCAGAAAAGGAUCUAGUGGACCAUGAAGGCUCAGAGCAGCACAAAAGUCUUGUGCUUGCACAGCAAAAAGAUAAGAUGUUGGAGAAAAUUGAAAACCAGCAGCCAAGGGAAGUGAGUCCAAGUAAGAUCACCUCAGGUGGCACUGGAGAUCCUACCAUCCCAAAAUGUGGCCUUUUGUUUAAAGAUCCUCAGAAGCCUUCCAUAGCAAGAGUGGUUGCAGGGAACAUUUUGAGACGUUCAACACACAGCAAGCUUCAAUUACAAUGCAAGAGCUGCUUUUACAAAGCUCGAUCCGCAACUGUGCUUUUGAAGCACAUCAGACUCAGACAUGCACAGGAGUAUCGAUUCCUGUGUAAAGUAUGCAGCCUGUACACAAUUAGCAGGGAAGCAAUGGAAAAGCACAUUAAACGGAGCAGACACAUUGAGAAUGCUAAGAAAAGAAACCUAGGGCCGUCAUUGGAGGAAUGUGUAGAGGAAGUGUCCAUUGGGGUUCAGGAUGUUCAAAAUACUAUAAAAGCCACUGGGGCUUUGGGGAAUGUUAAUAGUGAAAUAGACAAAGGCUUUGUUCAGGUCCUUGAACCAUCAAAAUCCAAACAGGAAUUUGUUGUGACCUGGGAAAUAUCAGAAGGCGAUGCAACCAGCGUGGGAAAUGUUGAAAAAGGCAAUGACCGUGCAUCAGCAGAAAGCAUCAAAAAAGAACGGCCUAAAGGGAAUAUCUCUCGAACAUGUCCCCAUUGCGGUUUAUUAGCUUCCAGUGUGACAAACCUGAAUAUUCACAUUAGGCGGAAACACAGCCAUCAGUACAGCUACUUUUGUAAGGCAUGCAACUACUACACUGUCACCAAAGGAGACAUGGACCGUCACUGCAACACAAAGAAACACAAAAAUCGUGCUGAUGUCUCCAAACCUGUAGAGAUCUGUCGGAAAGCCACUAUGUCGAACAAUAAAGACAGUCCUCAAAUUGCUGGGACUGAUCCUCCUGCAUUUCCUCCAGCUGACUGCAUCGAGCAGAGUAGCAGUGCUCCAGAUCCAGCGAUACAUGAAGUAAAGGGGCAGUCUGGAGUCACUGAGAACUGCUCUCAGGUAAAUCUAGAGAGUGAUCUUCCAGUACAAAAUGAAGAGCAAGUAGAUGAACAAAAAGAAACAGAGGCAAUCCUUGAGGUAGAGCCGAAUAAUAUGGGGCAGGAUGGCAGUUCAUCCAGCACAAAACGACUCAAAGGAACCCCCACCACUACAUGUACAUAUUGUGGCUUUGUUGCUUAUUCCCAGGCUACCCUGGAGUUACAUGUUAAACGUAAACACACAAAAGAUUUUGACUACUAUUGCAUGGCAUGUGAUUACUAUGCUGUCACUAGACGUGAAAUGAUGAGGCAUGCUUUUACGGAAAAGCAUAAACUUAAAAGUCAAUCCUACCUGAAAUUAAAUCUGGGUAAAGGGCAGUCUGUGAUGCGUGCAUCGGUAACAUUGACCAGCGCACCAAACGGUGGGAAUCAGAAGGAACAGACAGUGGAUUGCCCACUUAAAGAGAGAAGCAAUGAAGAGGAAAAAGCUUCAGAACUUCCUCAAGAGGCUACACAGGAAUCUGCUUUACAUGCUGAACCUAAGAGAGUGCCAGAAAGCAAUGAGAUAACUAAUGAUUGCAAAGAGACAACAGCUGUGCUUGAGUUGACAGGAACACAAGAAAAAUCCUUCCAAAAUGAAAGAGUGAAUCAAGGAGAGCUAAUUGAGACAGUAUCUGCAGUGCAUAAUUCGGAGAAUUUUUCUGAAGUUGAACCCAGAACGGUAAAUGAAAAAAAUGUCUGCCCAGGUGCCGAGAGUUCCUCUGUAGAUUUGAAUUCUGUAUCUGUAAAGUCAAGGGAACUGGAGGGCACCAAAGAUCAGGUUGGCGAUGUACCUACAGAAGGUGAUUCAAAUCAGUGUAUGGACAUUGUCACAAUGCAGAACACCAGUGUGACAAGCAAUGAUGCUGAUUUAAAUGCUGAGGCUCCUCAGACAAGAGAGGUGGAUGAUCUUCAAGGAGGUCCCCUUGGAGCCGAGAGGCCGAAAGAUAAUAAACCAAUGAAGGAGACCAUGAAUUUGGAUAGAAGACCUAAUGAGUUGGUUAAUUCAGUGAGAAACAUGUUGAAUUGCAGUGGUUUGGCAGAAGAUGCAAAUGUGCAAAUGGGACCCUCAGCCCUUCCAGGAGGCAGUGAAGGUAACACAUUGGAACAGAAUACAGAUGGACAUCCAGAUGUCACAAGCUUUCAGCAGCCUGCGAAGAAUUCAGAUCACCUUCAACCUAAUUGUGUGCAGCAUGUUGAGGGUAGCUGUGAAGAUAUUGCAACAAGUUCUAGUUCAGAGGUACCUGGACAAAACGAGGGUGAACACGAACAGGUUAUUGAGUGUGAGGAAGCUCAAGAUAAAGAUGAUGCAUCCUUGAGGGAGAAGACCAAGGAUGUGAAAAAUGCAAAUGAUGUGAGGCAAGAUCCCGAAGGUAAUUCAGUGGAAGCAGCUGAGAGUUCUAGUGAGGACCUCAGAAAGUUGGAGUUCCAGGGUAAGGGACUGCAAAAAUAUUUUGAGUUUGAUUCCUCCAUUGUGAGAUUGAAGAACAAGUCUGGCACUGAAAAACCUGAGUGUGCUGAAAAUAGUGAAGAUAGCCAGGGAGCAGAUGGGAUCUCACCCAGCGAGUGGGCCGUAGCAGUUUAUAAGACAGAUCCUUCACAGGCUGCAAGGAAGAGGAAGGCAAAAGGGGCCUUGCUGCAGGACCCGAAACGCAUUCGCUGUGAAGACUGUGGGUUCCUGGCUGAUGGUGUCAAUGGGUUGAAUGUCCACAUUGCUAUGAAGCAUCCUUCUGCUGAAAAGCACUUCCACUGCUUGCUGUGUGGGAAGUCAUUCUAUACCGUGAGCAACCUGCACCAGCACUUGGCCAGUGUGGGUCACCAGAGGAUGGAACAGGAGAGCAUAGAAGAGUUGCCAGAGGGUGGUGCCACAUUCAAGUGUGUCAAGUGCAGCACACCUUUCGAAUCGGAGCAGGACCUUUUUGUUCACAUUAAGCAGAAGCACGAGGAAAUGCUGAGGGAAGUAAAUAAGUACAUCGUGGAAGACACUGAGCAGAUAAAUUAUGAGCGGCAGGAAAACCGAGGGAAUGUCUGCAAGUAUUGCGGGAAGGUGUGCAAGAGCAGCAAUUCCUUGGCAUUUCUUGCUCACAUCCGUACGCAUACUGGAUCAAAGCCUUUCCGAUGUACACUCUGUAACUUUGCAACAGCACAGUUGGGAGAUGCUCGUAAUCAUGUCAAACGGCACCUUGGGGUUCGAGAAUACAAGUGCCACAUAUGUGGAUGGGCUUUUGUUAUGAAGAAACAUCUCAGCACCCAUUUAUUGGGCAAACACGGCAUUGGAACACCAAAAGAAAGGAAAUUUGUGUGCGAGAUUUGUGACCGAACAUUCAUUGAGAAGUGGGCCCUGACCAACCACAAGAAGCUGCAUAUGGGCCAGAAGCCUUUCAAGUGCCCUUGGCUGACCUGCCACUAUUCUUUCCUCACAGCAUCGGCCAUGAGAGAUCACUUCAGGACCCACACAGGGGAGAAGUCAUUUCUGUGUGACCUCUGCAGAUUUGCCGGUGGAACUCGCCAUGCUCUCACCAAACACCGGCGACAGCACACAGGUGAAAAGCCAUUCAAAUGUGACCAAUGCAACUUCGCUUCCACAACACAAUCCCAUCUGACCCGACAUAAACGUGUCCACACAGGAGAGAAACCUUAUAAGUGUCCUUGGUGUGAUUACAGAUCAAACUGUGCAGAGAAUAUUCGGAAGCACAUCCUGCAUACGGGCAAACAUGAGGGUGUUCUGAUGUACAAUUGUCCAAAGUGCGAGUAUGGAACCAACGUACCAUUAGAAUUUCGGAACCAUCUCAAGGAGCUUCAUCCUGAUAUUGAGAAUCCAGAUCUGGCAUAUCUCCACGCGGGCAUAGUUUCCAAGGCAUAUGAGUGUCGUUUGAAAGGACAAGGGGCACAGUUUGUGGAGACGGCCGUUCCAUUCAACACGCCUCCAAGCACGAAUUCUACUGAGGUCACAGGCGAUUCGGUCAGUGGUUGCGUUCAACAGCAGGAAACAGCUGAACCACUCGGGCAAGUCAUCAUAAUCCAAGGCUAUCAAGAUAGCUAUGGGGAAACUAUCCCCAUUGACGCCUCGGUGGAAGCCACAGCAGCAGCAACUCUCCAGACCCUGGCCAUGGCUGGUCAGAUGGCCCAGGUGGCAGAGGUGGUCCACAUCACAGAGGACGGCCAGCUUAUAGCCACUGCACAAAGUGCCAGCCAGAUCGAUGGUAUGAUGCCUGGACAGAUUCUGUCACAACACCUGGCGUCGGGCACUACCCAGGUCGUGGUGGUGGAGAGUCCCGUUAGAGGAGGGGAGGCUGGGGAAGCUGCCGUGACCAUGGAGACCCUCGGAGAUCCUAGUCACGUAAUCGAGCAUGUGGUGACUCAGGAAGAGCCGGUAGGGCAGCCUGCAGAUAUGCCAACAGCCCUGGACGCACUCCUGUGCGCCAUCACAGAGCUGGGUGCGGUGGAGGUGAGGUCGACCGAGCAGGGAGGCAGCGAACCCGCCCAGGGGGGAGCUGGCACAGCUGGACCUGCCACUGAGGAGGUCACCCCAGUUCCAAGUGAGCCACUAGGGACAGAUGCUCAGGCCUCCCACGAGGAGCAAGUGGCGGAUGAAGCCAUGAAGACUGUGGAGGUGACAUCAGAGGUCGAACAGCCUGUAGCCAUCAACGAUACCAUGGCACAGACUGUGUCUCAGGCUUCCCUCAGUGACAUGGUGCAAGAGGUCCUACAGUUUACCAUGUGUGACAUAAGGACUGCAAGCCACAUUGUGAAAGACGGCAUCACACAGGUGAUAGUGACCAAAGAAGGAGCUGCUCAUGUGAUGGAGGGGGCCUCCCAGAUCAUAAUGCAGGAAGGCGAGGAGCAAACUAUAACCACCAGUGGCCACCCCGUGCAGCUGAUAGACUCCGACGGCAGUAUAUCGCAGUUAAUAGUCACGGAGGAAAUCGCCCAAGCCAUGGUUCAGGAGGCCACCACUCAUAUGUCUGAGGAAGCGACUCACGUUAUUGUUACCGAGCUGCCCCACGGCAUGGUGAACAGUGUGGACUCCAGGACAGUGACGGAGCUUUACCCGCACGGUGUGAUGGAGCUGAUGGCAGAGGGUGUUUCUGCCCUCAGUCACCCAGUGACGACUAUUGCAUUGACGGAGUGCUACACCGAGGGCAGGUCAGAAGUAGUCAUGACAGAAUUGCCAGCGGGGGAGGAGCAAGAAAUGGAAGUAGGUGAGAACCAGGAGGCGUGACCAGCCGUCAGUAGGGGAGGAAGGUUAAUUAGAAAGACGUAAUUACAAAAGGUGGCUAGUAUGGCAUAUGUCAGUGAUUGAGAACCUGGCUGUGGAAAAAUGAUUGGGUCGCAGCACCCACUAUCUCAUUAGAUUCAGAUUCAGCGAGGAUUAGCUUAUAAUAAUGACUUCACUGGAACAAAGGAAUUUUUAAAAUUCAUUGUCUGUGAUGAUACAGCUCCACAAGUUAUGGGUACAAAAUGCCUCUAAGAGGAGCACAGGAGAACGUGUGUGAUUUGGCCUGCGUUUUGCCAUAUACCUUCAUGAUUUCUACUGUGCAGGUUUGCUUAUUUCAGCUGUUAUUUAAAGUGGAAAAGAUUGAAAGCGGUAACAGAGAGAGAGAGGAGCUGAAGGCAUGCGGGUGAGAGAAAGAGAGGAACUUUGGCAAGUGCUCAACAAGAGUCUUAGUCUUGAGGGAGGUGGGGAAGGUGAGAGAUUAUCUCAGUCUCAGGGAGUGAUGUGGACGAACGGGGACCAAAAGUGAUGAGAAAGAAACACAGUUAAGAAAGGUUCAAGAGAUGAACCAUUUAAUUGGGUGACUCAGUCGAUCUGUGUUUAUUUUUGACUUGAGCCCCAAAGAGUCGCCUCUGGAUUCCAGUACAAAAGCUCUGAUAGCCACAUAUUUCUUUAAUUACCUUCCUUCUACAAGGCAAAAGCAGAAACUGAGCAAAACCUAGUCAGAAAACAAAACGACAUGGGUGGAGGAACUAAGAAGGGAUUCCUUGCAUUUUCCUAACUUUGCAUUUGGCUUUUGUCAAAGAUGCAAGGAGAAAAGUAGGUUCAACCAAGUAUUGCAUACCCAGUCACAGUGAAAUGCUAUAUGCAGUUAGCUAUUUAUUUUGGUUAUUCCAACACUGAUUUUUCUCCCCAAACUUAUAAAUUCUGAAGAAUGCAUCAAUCCCGGCGCUUGUUUUCUUUUGUUGUACUUAUUUUUAAGAAGGUGGGGAGAGGGGCAGCUUAACUGCUCGGGUGGCCUGUUUAUCUGUACAAUAGAUGCAAGAUAAUACGAUAAUAUGUGCUUUUUAUAUUUGACAAUCGUUAAUAUGGCUCCGGAAAAAAGGAAAAGUUUGUGUUUUUCUGUUUGUUAAGCGCUUGUACCAAUAAACAAUUCUGUUUAAAGAGAGAAAGAAAAAGAUUUCUAUA
This is a messenger RNA of Mobula hypostoma (lesser devil ray), 8821 nucleotides long. RefSeq names its product zinc finger protein 407 (gene znf407). Gene Ontology annotation, molecular function: zinc ion binding; nucleic acid binding. The record is from RefSeq and is a predicted model, not a curated record. The coding region runs from base 170 to 7639 and encodes 2489 amino acids. Gene Ontology annotation, biological process: regulation of gene expression. The transcript has 9 exons. Lineage: Eukaryota; Metazoa; Chordata; Chondrichthyes; Myliobatiformes; Myliobatidae. Gene Ontology annotation, cellular component: nucleus.